AUGCAUUUAUUUGGAUUCUCAAAAAAGACGAAAAAAACGACUUUCUUCAAGGAAUUUGGGUCUUGGACUACGAAAGUUGAUGCAGAUGAUACUUCAAGUGACAGUAGUAGUAGUAAUAGUAGUAACAAUAACAACAAUAACAACAAUAACGACGGUAAUAACAUCGAUAAAGCUCACCAAAUACUGCGAAAAUCUUUGGAUAGCGCGAUGAAUGAAAAAGCAAGCCAAGAACUACUUGAAGCAUCUAAAUCGGAAAUAGCGCCGCCGCUGUCGCCAUCUAAACAUGUCAAACCACCUACAGUGACGAUAGAUCAACCUUCUGAAACCAAAGAAGAAAAAGCCAAGACAAGCAUCAUGAAUAACAAUCAAACAAGUUUUGAUUUAAACACAUUACUCUCUUUGGAAACACAACAACGAUUAGAUGCACAGACAGAAAGGGAUAAAUCAACUGAUACACCACCUAGACCAACUAGACUUAAAUUCGCAUUACCAGAAACACCAACACGAUCUCGAUCUCCCAAUAAUCAACAUAUUACUUAUCCACGAGCUCGACCUUAUCGAUCUCUUUCUGCUGAAGGUGAUCGUCGACAAGAUGAAAGUGGUGGUCGUACCAAAUCAGGUCGUAGGAGACGUCGUCAUCGAAGAUGGUCAUUGUUGAUGGGCUCGGAUACAGAUGAUGAUGAUGAAAAAGAAGAAAGGGAAAGGGCAAUGAAAAGGCAUUUGGAAAUUGGCACCUAUGUUAGAUUGAUCAAGCGUCCAUUACCUACUUAUGGUCAUGUAAAAUAUAUAGGUCCUGUUGGAAACGAACCUGGUGAUUGGAUCGGAGUGGAACUGGAACAUAGAGUUGGCAAUUGUGAUGGAUCAAUCAAAGGACAACAUUAUUUCAAGACGGAUCCGCAGCGUGGAAUAUUCUUGAAACGAUUUGACGUGGAAGCGGUGAUAUAGAAAUUUUUCAUCCAGCCAAGCGACAAAGAACUACCCAUUUAGACAACAAUUAUGCAUAAACCAAUUUUUCUGACCCAUUUUGAUUGGAUACCCCCUUUUCAUUUCCUUAGCAUUUUUACCACACCCAUCUUUUUAUGGUUUUUGACUUUGAAUAAACAUUUUAUUAUUUUAUUUAUUA
Messenger RNA from Halteromyces radiatus, 1123 nucleotides. RefSeq lists its product as uncharacterized. The coding region runs from base 1 to 945 and encodes 314 amino acids. The record is from RefSeq and is a predicted model, not a curated record. The transcript has 3 exons. NCBI's taxonomy places the organism in Eukaryota, Fungi, Mucoromycota, Mucoromycetes, Mucorales, Cunninghamellaceae.